CGGUAUCCGUACACCGUGGGAACUGCGAAGCAAUGGAGCCGCCGGAAUGCCCAGUGUGUCUGCAGCCUUACGAGUUCGCGGGCGACUCUGUUCCUCGCGUUCUCCCUUGCGGCCACUCUGCGUGCGAGUCCUGCAUCUCCGCCCUCCCCCGUCGUCCCGCCGCACCAUCCACCGUUCGCUGCCCUGCAUGCAAUAUUUUGAUCCGCAUUCCCGACCUCGGUCCUUCCGCCCUCCCCAAGAACAUCGAUCUCCUCCGACUCCACUCCCCGGAUUCCCGAUCUCCAGGCCUAGAUGCGGUAUCAAACUCCGGUUCCAAACCAAAUCCUUAUCCCAUCUUCUUCCCACUCCCUUGGAACGAGGACCUCUACUCCAAAUGGAAGGACUUGGUCCUCCCCCAUGAUUCCAUCUCCUUGGUCACUUUCGACUGUCGAUUGGGAUCUGCUACUGCUUCUUUUUACUCUUCCUCCUCUUCCGUCCUCAACAACCGUACGGUGAUCCUCAUUCCCCUUGUCGCUUUGAGCUCUUUCAGCGCCCAGCGCGGGCCAUUACGGCUAAGUUAUCUGGCGAGAGUGAUGAAUUCGCUGAUGCGGAUGGGGGAAGACCGUAUGAAUCAUCUAGGUUUACUACUGGAAGUUUCGUCAAGUUGUCGCCGGCGGAUUUCAAGGGUCUUCGGUUUGUGGAUGGACCCUAAGGAGGAGCUUUCUCCCCUUUUUUUAGUCUGUGAGAGGUUUGAUAAAGUCGUUUUGGAUGUUCUGAAUGACGAGAAGUGUGUCAAUGAGAUGUUUGCUUUUGCUAUGAUGGCGAUGGAGAUGUGUGAAGCGGUGAUGAGUCUGCAUUAUGUAUGCAUUGUCUGUGGUUGUUUGUUGCCUGAGUGCUUUGUACUCGACGAGCUUGGACAUUGCAUCCUUGAUUUAAGCAGAGUUUUGGUUAGCGGAAAGAGAAUUCGUGAGAAGAUUAGUGGUGCCGCGGUCUCUGAUUCAUCAGUAUUUGCAAGUCCGGAAGUACAUGUUUUUUUGCAGGGUGGUGUUAGUGCUGCUGAGUGUGGUUUUGAUGAUUUUGUUGGUUAUGGAUCCGAUGUUUGGUCCUUGGCUUGUGUAAUAGCUAUGAUUCUUUGCGGUGAUACUAUUCUUGGGAAGGAGCUGUUUCAGGGAUUCUUUGAUGUCUUCUGUGGAGGUGUUGAUGGACAUUUUGCAGAGAUAUUGUUUGAUCAUUAUGAGGUCUGGAAGGAAAAGGUGGUCUCAAAAUUGGAGGCUUUGCUUCUAGAAGCUAAACUAGAGUCAUUACUUCAAAUUCUCAAAUCAAGCCUAAGUUAUCAACCACAAAACCGUCCUCAAAUUAAAGAGCUGUGGAGUUGCAUUAGGAGCUUGCUAACAAAAACUCAAGUGGCUUCUUUGGCUGCAAUGGAUACUUCUGAAGUAAAGGAGAGUCUUGUUAGCUGCACAAUAAUUGGAGAUAUGUGUUUGGCACCUUCUGAAACUAGUAGUAUUUCAACAAAACUAGGGAUAGAUGGAUCCUUAGUUGACAAUUUUAAUGUUGGUGAGGUUUGUAGCAGCAGACAUAUGUCAGAAUGUGUGAAGCAAGAUUGGGUUAAUGCAGACCACUGUGAAGGGUUGGAGGGUGAUGGUUUUAAAUCAAUUACUAUUGAGGCGCACAAUGACUGCAUCACAGCAUUAGCUGUUGGAGGAGGUUAUCUAUUUAGCGCCUCCUUUGACAAGACCAUCAAAGUUUGGUCCCUCCAGGAUUUCUCUCUUGUGCAAACCCUGAAAGGACAUGAACAUAAAAUCAUGGCUAUGGUUGUUAUGGAUGGAACUCAGCCACUUUGCAUCAGUGGUGAUAGUUCAAGUGGAAUUUUUGUUUGGAAUAUUAGCUCCUCUGCCAGUCAAGAAUUGCUAAAGAGUUGGUAUGAGCAUAAUGAUUGGCGGUAUAGUGGCAUACACUCAUUGGCUGUAUCAGGAAUUAGUCAUCUAUACAGUGGUGGUGGUGACAAAUCCAUUAAAGCUUGGUCAUUGCAGGAUUACUCCCUUACUUGUGUUAUGACAGGUCACAAAUCAACUGUAUCCUCGUUGGCUUUAGUAGAUGGAGUUCUAUACAGUGGAAGUUGGGAUGGCACUAUUCGGCUAUGGUCCCUUUAUGACCAUACUCUAUUGUCAGAGUUGGGUGACAAAACACCUGGUAGUUCUUACCCUGUCUUGUCUCUCAUUGUAAAAGAUCAUUUCGUUCUUUCUUCAUAUGAAGAUGGGUGUAUAAAGAUUUGGAGAAAUGAUGAGUUUAUUAAAUCAAUUAAAAUUCAGAACGGUGCAAUUUUUGCGCUACAUGUAGAUUCAAAUUGGAUGUGCACUGGGGGCUGGGAUAUGAUUGUCAGCAUUCAGGAGCUUUUAGUAGAUGGGUUGCUAGUGGAUGUCAGGCCUGUUGCUUCUCUAAAUUUUGAUUCUGUCAUAACUUCUCUAUUACAUUGGCACGGGAAGCUUUUUGUAGGAUUCUCUAACAAGAUAAAGGUAUUCUACGGUGCCACAUAAGGGUUCGGAGCCGCAGAUCAAUAUCCUUCCUCUAUAUUUUGUAUAUUUGUUCAUAAGUUUUCCUUUGAUUGAAUUUCCAAAUAGUCGCAACUGAUAUUUGGUUAUGUAAUAUAUCUUUUGCAUUGAAAAUUAACGAAGGGAAAAGUUGCAUGACAUUAUUCUGUAGCUAUAAUGUACUUCAAUCACACUUUAUGGCUUCUCAGAUCAGAACUUCACUCUUUCGCUUGAAACAUUAUGGCAUUUCAAUGAGGACAAUAUUGACAG
Phalaenopsis equestris is the source of this 2780-nucleotide messenger RNA. RefSeq lists its product as uncharacterized. The coding region runs from base 33 to 2516 and encodes 827 amino acids. The record is from RefSeq and is a predicted model, not a curated record. Lineage: Eukaryota; Viridiplantae; Streptophyta; Magnoliopsida; Asparagales; Orchidaceae. The transcript is spliced from 7 exons. Gene Ontology annotation, biological process: protein phosphorylation. Gene Ontology annotation, molecular function: protein kinase activity; protein binding; ATP binding.